UUAAAGGAAGAUACAGAAGAGACGUAAAGGGAAUGACAGAAGGAAAUAUCAAAAACAAGAAAACAGUGCUUAUUUCCCCUUCUCAGUGAUCAAAAACUUAUAACAAGCAAAUUCACAGCAGUUCUGUAGUGAUAACCCAAUCAAAACUGUGAUGCUAAAGCUUCACAAGAGUCAUCGUCAUAUGCUUGUAACUGGACUGGCUAUACGUGGGAGUUAAUGCUCAUCAUCACUUUAAUCAAAAGUAAAUAACCGGAAAUUUAAAAACAUUAGCCAGCCACUAGCAAAUAUGGCGGACAAUGUGAGCUCCAAAAUUGACACCCCAACCAAUAUCUCUCUAAGUCCCAGUGAUGCUGUCUCUGAGUCGUUGGAGUACAAGACGGUGUCAGUGUUCCUGGUCAUGCUGGUGUGUAGUGUGGGGAUCGUGGGGAACAUCAUGGUGGUCAUUGUGGUCCUCACCACACGCCACAUGAGAACACCCACCAACUGUUACCUAGUCAGCCUGGCCAUAGCCGACCUGACGGUGCUGAUAGCGGCGGGGCUGCCCAAUGUGUCGGACAGUCUGACAGGCACAUGGAUUUUUGGCCACACUGGCUGUCUUGGGAUCACCUACCUUCAGUAUCUGGGCAUCAACGUGUCCUCCUGCUCCAUCACUGCCUUCACUGUAGAGAGGUACCUAGCUAUCUGCCAUCCAAUGAAGGCUCAGACAGUGUGCACAGUGUCCCGGGCCAAGCGGAUCAUUGCGGUUGUUUGGAUCUUCACCUGUGUCUAUUGCAUACUGUGGUUUUUCCUGGUGGACAUUCAGGUCAGCCAGGAUGGACAUGUGCAGUGUGGCUACAAAGUGAAACGAGAGCUCUACCUACCCAUCUACCUCAUUGACUUUGCCAUUUUCUACGUCAUCCCACUGCUCCUCGCCAUUGUGCUGUAUGGCUUGAUAGCACGGAUCCUCUAUAUCAGCCCUCUGCCCAACCAUCCUGACACCAGUACCACCACACUGCGUCGGAGCUGCCGGGAAGCCUCUGAAGUGGGGAAGGGGAUUCACCAGGGCCGGCAAAAGAGUGUGCUCUCCUCUAGGAAACAGGUUUCUGCCACAUCCCACAUUUAA
Etheostoma spectabile (orangethroat darter) is the source of this 1102-nucleotide messenger RNA. RefSeq names its product thyrotropin releasing hormone receptor 2 (gene trhr2). The record is from RefSeq and is a predicted model, not a curated record. Gene Ontology annotation, cellular component: membrane. Gene Ontology annotation, molecular function: thyrotropin-releasing hormone receptor activity. NCBI's taxonomy places the organism in Eukaryota, Metazoa, Chordata, Actinopteri, Perciformes, Percidae. Gene Ontology annotation, biological process: phospholipase C-activating G protein-coupled receptor signaling pathway. The transcript is spliced from 4 exons. Bases 287 to 1102 code for a protein of 271 amino acids.